Musa acuminata AAA Group (dessert banana) is the source of this 830-nucleotide messenger RNA. RefSeq lists its product as uncharacterized. Lineage: Eukaryota; Viridiplantae; Streptophyta; Magnoliopsida; Zingiberales; Musaceae. The transcript is spliced from 2 exons. The record is from RefSeq and is a predicted model, not a curated record. The coding region runs from base 98 to 652 and encodes 184 amino acids.
UCGAACAAAAAUAGACCACAACUCCAUUUGAUGAAGUAGUAGUACUAGUCGUGGAAGAAGAAGGAGGAGAAGAAGAGAACUCGAACCUCUCGAAGCGAUGGCGGCGCCGACGAUCGCCUCCGCUUGCUUCUCUUCUCUCUCCCCUUUAUCUCCCCGCUUCUCCAAUGGAAGAUCCUCGCGAAUCCUCGCCAUGGCGCCCAAACAGAAGGUCAACCGAUACGACGACAACUGGAAGAAGCAAUGGUACGGAGCGGGUCUCUUCGCGGAGGGAAGCGAGGAGUUGUCCGUCGACGUCGUGAAGAAGCUGGAGACGCGCAAGGUGCUAUCCGGCGUGGAGAAAUCCGGGCUGCUCUCCAAGGCGGAGGAGCUCGGCAUCACGCUCUCCUCCAUCGAGAGGCUGGGCUUCCUGUCCAAGGCGGAGGAGCUCGGCCUUCUCAGCCUCCUGGAGCGCGCCGCUGGGUUCUCCCCUUCUGUUCUCGCCUCCGUCUCCCUCCCUCUCCUCCUCGCCGCCGUCGCCGCCAUCGUCCUCAUCCCGGACGACUCCGCCGCGCUAGUAGCCGCGCAGGCCUUCCUUUCCGCCGCUCUCGGCGUCGUUGCCGCUGGUCUCUUCGUCGGCUCCGUCGUCCUGGGCGGGUUGCAGGAAUCGGACUGAGUGAUGGACGAGUUUGGCUUUUGUAUACCGAGUUCAACUCGCGUGGAUCGGAGGGAGGUACUCUUGUGUAUUUAUUAUUUGUAGAAAAGAAAAAGGAGAAUUAGGAUUAUUAUUGUAGUUGUACUAAUGCAAAUUACUUCCAUUUAAAUCCUGAAAGAAAAUAAUGAUGUUAAUCUCU